Messenger RNA from Verruconis gallopava, 975 nucleotides. RefSeq lists its product as uncharacterized. The record is from RefSeq and is a predicted model, not a curated record. The transcript is spliced from 3 exons. The coding region runs from base 1 to 975 and encodes 324 amino acids. Gene Ontology annotation, molecular function: dioxygenase activity. NCBI's taxonomy places the organism in Eukaryota, Fungi, Ascomycota, Dothideomycetes, Venturiales, Sympoventuriaceae.
AUGGGUUCUGUGCCUGAACAAGUAUUGCCUGUAAUCAGUUUACAGUCCGAUACCCUGGCACGCGAUCUUUACCAAGCAUGCAAAGAAACGGGUUUCUUCUAUCUAACCGAUCACGGAAUUAGCCCUGACAUAUUGAAUAAUGUACUAUCAUUAGCGCGUCGAUUUUUCUUGGAGACUGCUGAGGAUUCAAAAUCCAAAAUUCAGCGCAAGCCUGUGCAUGAAGGCGGAGACGGAGCCCGCGGAUAUCAAGUGCUCAACGAGAACGUGACGAAAGGAAAGAGAGACUAUCACGAAGCCGUUGACUUUUAUCGAGAAUGGGAUCACUGCAAUGAUGAAGAUGUCGACGGAUCACGCGGUUACCAGUUCCUGCGAGGACCAAACCUGUGGCCGGAGCAUCCGCCGGAACUUAAGCAGUUGUUGCAGGACUACAUCGAGCAGUGUCAGAACGUUGGAACGCGGGUGGUCAAGGCCAUGGGUGAGGCUCUCGGAGAAGGAGACGUGUUUGUACGGGCUACGCGGAAAAGCUUCUGGGUGUUUAGGAUGAUUGGGUAUCCACCGCUCCAGGGUGGGGAUGCACACGAAGGGAUCUCAUGCGGCGAGCACACUGACUACGGCUGCGUAACGUUGCUGCUGGCAGACGACACGGUUGGAGCCCUGCAGGUGCAGGCCAAGGACGGGACCUGGAUAAACGCCGACCCGAUCCCAAACGCGUUCGUGGUCAACAUCGGGGACAUGAUGGAGAGAUGGACGAACGGCGAGUGGAAGUCGACGAACCACAGAGUCGUUCAUCGGGGAAGCAACUAUCGCGUCUCCGCCCCGUUCUUCUUCGAGCCGGACUUCGACGCAGAGGUUGCGCCGCUGCCGAAGUGCGUUGAACGCACCGGCGGGAAGGCACUGUAUGGAAGCGUCGUGUACGGUGAGCAUUUGACGGCAAAGGCGUCGACAAAUUUCUAUUCCGGCGGCAUCGAGGAAUGA